AUGACUCUAAUCUCACGUACCUGUUGUCACUUCGGGGGCGUCCAAUUACCGGUGCAGUCGACGUCGCCGAUGGAGAUUCUAUUGGAUUUGGCUAACGCUCUAGCCAAAGAUCAAUGGAGCAUCAGUGCGAAAAUGGUCGGCUCACCGGAGACACGAGAACUACUGGUUAUAUUGGUAUUGGCCUUUGGCUUUUGCCUGGGUGGCUCAAAGGAUCCAGAUGCGGAUGCCAAGUGGAUGGCACCUCUAAAACAAUAUGGUUACACUGCCAAGCAUCUGAAGAAUAAGGUGGAGCAUGGUGAAUUCACCACCUUUGAGCUGGGUACUCCCAAUUAUCGGAUCCUGAACCCCGAAGACGAACCGGAGUACAUAACCGCAGAUCAACCGCAUUACCAGGAGAUGUUGAAACGACUGACAAGUGCUCAAAGUGGAACGGAUACUAUAGAUAUGGAAAUGGCUGGUCGUGGCGAUACUGUUCGAGAGGUUCCGGAUCAAAGCCGAUCCAUUAAAAAGUCUGAAAUCCAAACGACAGUUAAACCAAAACCACAUCUCCGAGCUAAUCGCUGGGAGAAACUAAGGAAGCGAAGCUCCAUUGAGAGGAGGUUCAAGGAAGCCAUGGAGACUGAUGCAGCAGAUGGGCGAAGUUUUAUUCCGGAUAUUCAGGUUUACUCCGGAGCUAGACCAUUUCAAAAUCGUGUGGCCAAUCUGAAUUAAUCGAAAUUCGAAGUUCGCGUUGUUCUUAGUUUGAAAUUUAUUCAUGAUUUUGUUUUUACAUUGAAUUUGAAGCAGUUUUUUGUGAAUAAAUAUCAGAUGGUAGUUUGAACAACAAACAUUUUUAUUGGGUAAUAUUAAAACAAACUAAAUUGAAGAUUUUUGUGCGUUGACGAGAAGGUUGAAGUUCAACAUUUUCGCUGAUUUGUAGAAAAUGCAUUUAUUUAACCAAUAUUUACUUCCAACUUAAAUAAAGAGUAAAAAUUUUCUAUCUUGCAUUUAAAACUUUAA
Molecule: messenger RNA, 999 nt
Organism: Drosophila eugracilis
Lineage: Eukaryota; Metazoa; Arthropoda; Insecta; Diptera; Drosophilidae
Exons: 1
Coding region: 1-711 (236 amino acids)
Source: RefSeq, a predicted model, not a curated record